Tilletiopsis washingtonensis is the source of this 1327-nucleotide messenger RNA. RefSeq names its product putative CMK1-Ca2+/calmodulin-dependent ser/thr protein kinase type I. Gene Ontology annotation, biological process: protein phosphorylation; cellular response to oxidative stress. Gene Ontology annotation, molecular function: calcium/calmodulin-dependent protein kinase activity; ATP binding. The record is from RefSeq and is a predicted model, not a curated record. Bases 86 to 1270 code for a protein of 394 amino acids. Lineage: Eukaryota; Fungi; Basidiomycota; Exobasidiomycetes; Entylomatales. The transcript has 8 exons.
CUGCUGCACAGCACACGCUGCCGCGUCUCGUCCUCCUCGACCCCUGCAGCACAGCUCAGCCGCACGGCGCUGCCUCACGUCCGCCAUGGGCCUCCUCACCCGCCAGCCAGAGAGCUACGUCAAGAAGAAGCAGUACACGUUCAACAGGACCCUCGGCGAGGGCAGCUUCGGCCUUGUGCGCUCGGCGACGUGGAAUGCCGCCGACCCGCCCAUCGGCGUGGCCGUCAAGGUCAUCAGCAAGAAGAUCCUCAAGGGCCACGAUGAGAUUGUGCAGGGCGAGAUGGACGUGCUGAAGGGCCUGGACCAGCCGCACGUGGUCAAGUUCCUCGACUGGUUCGAGUCGAAGGACAAGUACUACCUCGUCUUUGAGGAGGCCACUGGCGGCGAGCUCUUUGACCGCAUCCUGGCGCGCGGCCGCUUCACCGAGGUCGACGCCUGCCGCACCAUCCGUGCCGUGCUUAGCGCCAUCGACUACCUGCACCGGCACAACAUCGUGCACCGAGAUGUGAAGCCGGAGAACAUCUUGUAUCGCUCGCAGAACGAGGACGCGAAUGUCGUGCUCGUCGACUUUGGCAUCGCGCGGCAUCUCACGGACGAGAACGAGAUCCUGACGAACGUGUGCGGCAGCUUCGGCUAUGCUGCACCCGAGAUUCUCGCGAAGAAGGGCCAUGGCAAGCCGGUCGACAUGUGGUCGCUGGGCGUUAUCACUUACACGAUGCUCUGCGGGUAUACGCCAUUCCGGUCCGACGACCCGGCCAAGCUCGCAGCAGAGACGCAGCGCGGCAAGGUCGAGUUCCACGACCGCUACUGGAAGAACAUCAGCCCAGACGCCAAGGACUUUGUGAAGCGCUGCCUGACGGUCGACCCAUCACAACGCAUCACAGCAGAGGAGGGUCUGAAGCACGCAUGGCUGGACGAGAGCAGCGCCACGGCUGGCGCCUCGCACGACCUCAGUGUCGGCCUGAAGGAGAACUACCGCAAGCGGUGGCGGACGGCCAUCAACAUGGUGCGCGCCUCGACGCGCAUGGCGGCGCUCGGCAAGAGCGGAGGAGCAGCGGCGCAGCCGAAGAAGUCGCAGUUCGACAGCGAUACGGAGGACGAGGAUGCGGGCUACCACACGGGCGACGACGGCGACGACGACGAGGCGACGGCUGUUGCGGUCGCCAAGCAGCAGGACGCUGCCAACGGCGAGACGCACCACGGCGGUCUGGCUGGGCUCGUCGAGAAGGUCGGCCAUGUCAAGCUUGGCGGCCAUGACGAUGCAAAGUAGCGAGCGCUCAAUUCCGCAGACUUCCUUGUCAGAUCCCUUUCACACCCUGUAUACUAG